AUGUAUUUCCUGAGCCCGACAGUGGACUCAGCUAUCUUUACGUUGCUUGCCAUUCUCAUCCCCACCAUAUUGGCAGCACUUUCCGCCACAUCGACACCCAGUUCAGCUGCCAAUGCUCGAGAAAUUCGUAGAAUCACAGAGUCGAUAGCACCAUAUCGACCGGAACUCGGCCUAGCCCUCACCAUCCACACCCUCUUCAUCCUGUACCGCCUUAUAUUCGCUCAACCGCCCAAUAUUUUCACUUUCUUGAAUGCGCCACUCUCCAUCCCUGGUCCAAGACUUCGGGAUCUCCUGCAGAGUAGAAUCAAUAAUGACGCUUCUGGAGAAUUUGUGAUGAGCCCCGGUUUGGAGGACCUCAUUACGCGACUAUCGUCUUUCGACGUGCGCACCAUUUUCAUCAGAUUCGGCCAACAAGCCGUCGAAUCCUGCAUACACUGCCACACACUUUUCGACUACGCACUCUAUAGUCUCCCACGACCAUUGCUGGAGUACGUCCGCGAAGUGGCCUUUAUAGGCUUACUUACCAUCCAUGGGUCGGGGCCUGUUAUGCAAGGACGGAGGACACUCGGUGUUGCAUUAUUGAUGACCGCCGGAAUCGGAGAGGCUGGCUGGCUUUAUACAGUCCCAAUCGCAUUGAGGAAUACGAGGGAUGUCAUUUAUAUGGUCUCAACCCAACAACCCAUCCAUACCCCUCCUUCUCCCCUCCUCCGCUUCCUUUCUCGCCUACCCUUUCCGCUAUCUCUCGUCUUUUAUCCACUCGCAGUUGCCUUCCGCCCACCUUCGACCCCGCCGCCCCCGCCGCUCAAUGAUUCCCUCCUCCGCACGGCUCGUACAACGGACGCUGCUCUAGGAAGACUCACAUUGUUGAACCUGGCCAGAGCGGCAAUAUUGCGGGAUGACGAGUUGAGGGAGAAAGUGAGAAGGUAUUGGGAAGUGCAGGGCGGCGUUGGGAGGGCUAUCAGGACGGACGAGGCUGUUAAGCAGGGAGCCAGGAGUAGAGGCUUGGGGUAUACUUGUUUGGAUGAAAAGGGAGACGAGGCUGCGGAGAGCGUGACGGAUGAUGAGAAGGAUGGAAAUGCGCUGGGAAAUAUGGCGAGACAGGCGAUCGAUGGAUUGAAGAAGAUUGGGUUCAGUCCGGUUUCUUGA
This is a messenger RNA of Stereum hirsutum FP-91666 SS1, 1146 nucleotides long. RefSeq lists its product as uncharacterized. NCBI's taxonomy places the organism in Eukaryota, Fungi, Basidiomycota, Agaricomycetes, Russulales, Stereaceae. Bases 1 to 1146 code for a protein of 381 amino acids. The transcript is spliced from 3 exons. The record is from RefSeq and is a predicted model, not a curated record.